CAAAAGAAACAACCACUCACUUCAAUUAUACCUUGUCCUUUCUUCUAUCUCCUCUCUCUUUCUUCUCAAUCUCAAAUCCCUGCAACCCCUCAAAUGAUCCUCAAACCCCAAAGGAAAAAACAAGAUUUUUCUCUCUUCUUCUUCUCUCUCCCUCUUCCUAUCUCUUUUUCUCAAAAAUCCAGCUGCUAGGAUAAUAUAUAUGUCAUGGUUCUUUGUGUAACCUACAAAUAACACAAGAAACAAAAAGAAAGAAAAUAAAGAAAAAGAAAAAGCCCUGGAGCAACAAGGAAGGAAGGAGAAAAAGGGAUGAAGAAAAAUUUAAAUCUGGCUAUAUGCUAAGGUUAUAAUUAAUUUUCCUUUGAAAAUUAACAAGGAUGGAAAUGGAACUAUUCCCAGCACAACCAGACUUGUCCCUAAAAAUUGGCCCACCAAACAUCAACCCUUCAUCAACUAAUUGGAAGAGGAAAACAAGUAGUAGUAGUGAAGAUGAGAAUAUGGAUUUGGGGUUUUGGAAAAGAGCUAGGGAAUCAACAAAUAAUACUUCUUCUUGUUUUGAGCUUUCUUUGUCAAAUAAUCCAUCAAGAACUAAUUAUUCUUCUAACCCUAACUCUGUCCAUCAUUUACACCAUCUCCAAAAUUACAUUUUACACCAAAAUCAAGGGAUAAGCCCGGAGCUUUGUUUCUUGGAGAAACCCAUAAGGGGAAUUCCAGUGUACCAUCAAAACAUAUUUUCUCAAAAGCCCUUUGAUGUUAGUACUAUUGGUGCUACUACUACAUUUCCUAUACCUUCUUCUCCUUGUUCUAUGAACAAUAGUAAUAAGAACAUAAGUAAUUCUUGUGCUUCUAGUAGGGCUAAUUUUCAUCAACAAGGUGGGUUUUUGAGAUCAAGAUUUUUGUCAAGAUUUCCGGGCAAGCGAAGCACAAGGGCUCGAAGGAUGCGAUGGACAAGUACUCUCCAUGCUCGUUUUGUUCAUGCUGUUGAGCUCUUGGGUGGCCAUGAAAGAGCAACACCAAAAUCAGUUCUUGAGCUUAUGGAUGUGAAAGAUCUCACCCUAGCACAUGUCAAAUCCCAUUUACAGAUGUACCGGACAGUGAAGACAACUGAUAGAGCUGCAGUUUCUUCAGGCCAAUCAGAGGUAUUCGAUAAUGGUUCUUCUGGAGGUACAUCAGAGGAAUUGAUGGUCGAAACUGAAGAAUAUUCAAGAAGGUUUGAAUUAACAGUUCAACAAGCUAGAGGGAAUAUUCAUCAAGAAAAUGAUUUUCAGGGUCUUUGGAGCAACUCUCCGAGGAAAAGAUUAUUCUCUUCAACAACGGUCUUUGUAGCAGGCACCUGCAUGGCAAACAAGGAGACUAUUUAGUCAACUUAAAAUCUCUUGAGAAGUGAACUCAUCAAGCAUAACAGAAACAAGCUCAAAGAUGCCUAAUUUGGAGUUCACAUUUGUAAGGCCUUCAGAAUGUGGGGAAAAAAAAACAAGAAAGCAGAAAACUAGUACUACUCAUUUUGAAAUCAUUAUAAUAUGACAAGGGAGCUUUGUUAACACAUAAAAAGAAAGAAAGAAAGAGAGAAUCAUCAGGUGCCUACUGAGAAAAAUCAGAAAAAAAAUAAUGAAGGGAAGGUGUGGGGGGUAGAUAUAGAGCCCAGCUACCAAAAGAAAAGGAGACGAGAAAGUAAGCAACAAAAGGAGAGGAGUAGAAAAGUUAUGACCUUUUCCUUUCAUUCUUGUGACCUCCAAUCAAUCAUAUAGAAGCAUUAUAUUAUGAGUUUAAGUUAUAGUAUGCAUUGUCGGCGUAAGAA
Messenger RNA from Lycium ferocissimum, 1795 nucleotides. Its product is annotated as probable transcription factor KAN2. The record is from RefSeq and is a predicted model, not a curated record. Gene Ontology annotation, molecular function: transcription cis-regulatory region binding. The coding region runs from base 375 to 1358 and encodes 327 amino acids. Gene Ontology annotation, biological process: abaxial cell fate specification; regulation of DNA-templated transcription. The transcript is spliced from 7 exons. NCBI's taxonomy places the organism in Eukaryota, Viridiplantae, Streptophyta, Magnoliopsida, Solanales, Solanaceae. Gene Ontology annotation, cellular component: nucleus.